UCGAAUCUUUCGAAUCACCAUCAACAACAACAAAAAAAUCGUUCAGUGCUCUUUUUACACUGCCAGGAGGAUGCAACAGACAUAUUUUGUGGUGUGUACAGUUCAAUAAACCAUUUACUCGAUUCGUUAACACCGAGUCAAAUGUGUCUUUCAACACCACCACGGACCUGACCAAUGAAACGGGCGCAAUGGUAUCUAGAGAAAUCCUCAUUUCGGCCGCACAGAAGUUAUUGUGUCCUCGUAAGAAACGUUUAUCUCCGUCUACAUGUCUUGACGUGACUGUUCAAAUAAUAGCUGUGGAUCUGGGCGUCAAACCUGCGCUGUUGUACGACAGUAAUGCAGCAUCUCCAGAACAGCUUCACCUGUACCUCAGUUCACUGCAGGAGUAUGGAGUUGUAACCAAUUCACUACGGAUACUGUCCAUUGAUGACAACACAUUCAUUUUUAACCCUGCCACUGUCCAGUCCCACCUGGAUGAACUGCUCAAAAGCAAAAGUCUCCUUCUAAUUGACGUAUGUCCCUCAAGAAAACAACCUGUCUUGGCUGGCUUGGAAAAGAGAACUGAGGAUAUGAUCAAAAGUCUUUCCGAAGUCAACACGAAUGAGAUGGACAAAGGCUCCUCUGUGAUUCUGUUGGGAGAAGAGUUGUAUAAUGACUGGAACUUGUGUACUCUCUUUGGAAUCCUGUUAGGUUAUCCAGCCUCCUACUGGUUUGACCAAACUAAAGGAUUUGGGAACUGUCUUUGUAUGACACCACUGGUGGUGUGCACUGUUUGCAACACAUGGCAAACACACGACAUAAAUCAUCACUGUUGUCUUUAUUCAUUUAGUGUUCCUGAGGAGCUGUGGUCAGAAGUACAAAGUCAUAUGCAGCGGUGGACAGAGAAUUUGAGAGAGAGAUUUAACAAACAGACAGUUCUGACUGAUCUCUGCUUUUCUAGGGAUACCAUCACUUUGCCCUCAGUGACCCUUUGAAUAAACGUGAUUUGUUUCUUUUUA
This is a messenger RNA of Pimephales promelas (fathead minnow), 998 nucleotides long. It is a transcript of the gene c8h1orf74, whose product is annotated as chromosome 8 C1orf74 homolog. The record is from RefSeq and is a predicted model, not a curated record. NCBI's taxonomy places the organism in Eukaryota, Metazoa, Chordata, Actinopteri, Cypriniformes, Leuciscidae.